AUGCGCUCCAACCUCUUGCCCUUUCCUGUUUCUUCUUCUGUCGCGUUUCCUUUUGACCUGCAAUCCGGAAGAGACGACUACGUCAAAUUUUUGAUUGUUUGGCUCAAGGUUAUUCUUGAAAUCGUUCUCAUGGCAGAAUUUGAGAAAGUUGAUAGGACGGCUUCCCAGGAGAUAGAAGAUGUUAAGGCGCACCAUCUGUCCUCUCUGAAGCUUGAUUCUCGUGGCAUACCCCUUGUCCCCCAGCCAAGUGACCACAAGGACGAUCCCUUGCUUUCGUCGUCCAGUUCGAUCUUCCUUACAGUCGGCGCAGGAAUGGUACCCCCAACGUUUGGUACGUUGGCAAAGAAAUUCGAUGUAACGAGCCAGCAGGCCAGCUACCUUACAACGGUGUAUAUUCUUUUCACCGGCAUCAUUCCCCUUUUUGUCACUCCUUUUGUGAAUUGCUUCGGUCGAAGAUCAGUCUACCUGCUCUUUACACUUAUUGUUGUCAUCAGUAACAUAGGCUCUGCGAAAGCGACAACCUAUGCUGGAAUGAUUGUGUCUCGUUGCUUCGUUGGCGUCGGCUCAAGUGUCACUCUCGCCUUCGGAGGUGCCACAAUCUGUGAUAUGUUCUUUCAGGGUGAGCGUGGAAAGUUCAUUGGAAUUUAUGCCCUGGCGUUGACAAACGGGCCACACUUUGGUCCCAUUGUCGGCGGUUAUAUUGCAUUGAAUUUGGGAUACCAAUGGAUUUUCUAUAUCAAUGCGAUUAUAAUAGGUGCUAUCCUCCUCCUAUUCGUCGUGUCCUUUCCUGAGACGUUGUUUUCUCGCACCGAAUUCAGCAACCUCGAGAACCGCUCGUACUGGCAACGCUUUACCUUCAGCGGCAAGGUUCUUGACCAACCUGUCCGACUCUUCGAUUUCCUGAACACUUUCAGAAUGCUUAAAUACUGGGCAAUUAUUAUUCCCUGCGUCUAUUACAUGACAGCGAAUACCUACGGCUCCCUGGUUUUCGUCCUGACCGCAUCCGAUAUCACUGAAGAAUUAUACCACUUCAAUACCGGUCAGACUGGCCUCCUUAUAGGUGUUCCUCUCUCUAUAGGCUGUCUGAUCGGCGAGUCAUGUACAGGAUGGUUUUCUGAUUGGUUAGCUGCUCGUAUCGCCAAGCGUCACGACGGCUAUUACAAAGCGGAAGUCCGUCUCUGGCUGGCGCCCCUCGCUCUCUUCCUUCCAAUAGGCCUGAUUAUACAUGGUGUCUGUGUCCAGGCCAAACAGCCGUGGAUCUCGCUGGCAGCUGGAGAGAUGAUUGCAUCUAUUGGCGUACAGGCUGCUACCACACUAACAUACUCGUAUUGCAUUGACUGCUAUAAACCGCAGGCUGCCGAAGUUUCUACGAUAAUUAACCUAUUCCGCUUCGUAUACGCAUUCACGAUCGGAUUCUACGCCCUACCGUUUGCCGAAAGAGUCGGGUUUGGAAGUGCUUGGGGGACUCUAGCCGCCAUCAACUUUGCAGCUUGGCUGCUCCUGUUGAUUUUGAUUUUCAAGGGAGAAUCCAUUCGAAGUCGCCAGGGUGAGCCCACCUUGCACAGGGAUUUGUGA
This is a messenger RNA of Penicillium lagena, 1575 nucleotides long. RefSeq lists its product as uncharacterized. The transcript has 8 exons. NCBI's taxonomy places the organism in Eukaryota, Fungi, Ascomycota, Eurotiomycetes, Eurotiales, Aspergillaceae. Gene Ontology annotation, biological process: transmembrane transport. Gene Ontology annotation, molecular function: transmembrane transporter activity. The record is from RefSeq and is a predicted model, not a curated record. The coding region runs from base 1 to 1575 and encodes 524 amino acids.